Messenger RNA from Rana temporaria (common frog), 1896 nucleotides. It is a transcript of the gene PRR11, whose product is annotated as proline rich 11. NCBI's taxonomy places the organism in Eukaryota, Metazoa, Chordata, Amphibia, Anura, Ranidae. The transcript has 10 exons. Gene Ontology annotation, cellular component: nucleus; cytoplasm. The record is from RefSeq and is a predicted model, not a curated record. Bases 285 to 1382 code for a protein of 365 amino acids.
GACAAGUUGAUUGGCUGGAGUGAUCUCGCACGCGUUGCCCCAUUGGUCCGCUGAGUGCUUAGUGGGUUUAACCCUUGGGGGGGAAGCGGUUGGGUGUAAUACGAGAAAUGCUGUGCGCCGAUUCGCUGUUGGAUGGGUACCGCCCAGCUCCUUAGGUGUUAGCGGCAGCUGAUUGGUUGGUUCGCCAGCACGCCGCCUCUGGUUUUGAUUUUGAAUGUAGAAGUUGUUCGGGAGAAGAAGUGGACAGCAGGGCAGAGUCCUCCUGCAUUCAUCUGAUUCAGAAUAUGGCAAAAUUCCUGCAAGCACGUCGAAGACCGGGAAAAUACAAGCAGAAGAAACGAUGGACAGCAAAGAAAUUGGAGGCUUCCAUUUGUAACUCAGUUCAGUUGCAAGAACAGACAGAUGCAAAGUUGUCGUGGUAUUUGAUUUUGAUUUCUUCUGUAUGGUUUAGAUUUCCCAAUAUAAGAAAUCCAUUGAAAUCUAUUGUAUGGUCCAUAAUGAAUCCAUUCAUAUCUUUAUUUGUGUGGAGCUAUUCCAGUCUGAAAAAGCAAAUUAAUUUAGUAAAAAAUACAUUUGCUCCACCUAUAAUCUGCCAACGUGAGCUACGCACACUGAGAAAACGCCUACACAGACUUGAAAUUGAGUUUCUCAAGUUGCAGUUAUCUCUUCCGGAUAAAGGAACUAAUUCAAGUGCAUCAGGAAAUUCCAUCUGCCGGAGUUGUCAGCAAGCAACCACUGCUUCCUCCAUUAAGGAAUCAAAUGUGCAAGCAGCAGAAGAAUGUACUCUGCCUUCUCUACUACCACCAGUUCCUCCACCUCCCCCUCCGCCUCUGCCACCCCCUCCACCUCCUCCACCGCCAGUUCCUUUUUCCCCAGCCUUACUAUUUCAAAACCGUUUACCUAUACUGAAGAAAACUGGAACUAACAGACCACCAAAGGAGCAACCUGCAAAACCAGAGGGGCCCAUUCAAAUAACACUUAAAGACCUUCUGAAUGUUAAAUUAAGAAACGCAAAAGAUAAUAAUGAAAGACAAAAGAUGGCAGUACACAAAUAUGAUGUUGUGCCACAGAUCACCAUAUCUGCAUUAAAAGGCGUAAGUCUGAAGAGUGCUUCUAAGGUGCAACCGAGGCGGCUCGCACAUGUUUUUAGAGAUGCGCAUAGUAAAAGCCCUCUGGACUUGAGACGCCAUCUUAGAAAAGUCAAUAUGUCGAGGAGCCCAGGAGGAACCCCAAUAUAUGAUAGAGAUAACAAAGAGAAUGGCACAGGACUGACUCCUUUAAUGACAAGAGCUCUCAGGCAAAAAUUCCAGAUGGCUCACCCAAAAAGCCCGUCACCGCUUCGAAUGUCUCCAGGAAACCGAGGUCUUGAAGAAGCGUGUUAAACUCAUUGAAAUUGUGUGGUAGAAGGGAAAAAUUAUAGGAGCCAUCCUACUUUUUAUGACAGUUUGUAUGCAUUUAUACUGAGAAAUUUUUACAAGAAAGCCACUGUUUUUAACUUCGUUUUUACUGAUAGAAAAGGCCACAUUCUUUGUUCACUUUUUGGCUUGUUCCAGCGUUGCUGGUCAGAAUAAGUUACGGAUAAAUGUAUGUUUGUCUUAACUUACUAAAACAACACGUGCCUCACUUCUUUGAUAAGCAACGUGCACACACUAUAAACAGAUGCAAUGGAGUUUUUUGUCUAUGAUUUUUGCUCUGUCUUAGUCAAACCAUUUGCUAGAAGGGAUCCAUCACAUAAGAUAAUAGUCUACCACAUUUAUUUUCCAGUGUUACAAAAUGUAAGUUAUGUAUUAUCAAAUAUCCAUGCAAAGUUCGCUCUGCCAAUAGAACAAGCCUUGCAAUUUCGUUUACAUGUGGUGCUGUUUUUAACAAAGGCUGCCUGGUAUUAUAAAUGGAAAA